Messenger RNA from Neurospora tetrasperma FGSC 2508, 1537 nucleotides. RefSeq lists its product as uncharacterized. The coding region runs from base 1 to 1035 and encodes 344 amino acids. NCBI's taxonomy places the organism in Eukaryota, Fungi, Ascomycota, Sordariomycetes, Sordariales, Sordariaceae. The transcript has 3 exons. The record is from RefSeq and is a predicted model, not a curated record.
AUGCCGCGCCCACAAUACACCACAUUCGAAGCCUCCGACGGCGCCCUCAUCACCCUCAAAUCUUCUCUCCCCAUCACCAACCCCGACCCAUCCUUCAUCCCGGACGCACCGGAAGGACCCAACUAUUCCCGCUUGCUCUUACUUUUGCACGGCUUUUCAGGAUCCAGCGACUACUUUGAUCGCAACUUUGACGAGUUGGCCAAGAACCAUUGGGUGGUUGCGUGGGAUAUGCGGGGGCACGGGAGGAGCGGUCUUACUUACGAAGGAGGAUACCACGUCGCCCGCCUCGCCACGGACUUACACAACCUCCUCACAUUCCUCAAGACUUCCCGGCUUGGUCCUGGCGGUCCCUCCCCUCAGUCCCAAUCCCUGCCGCAGUCCCUACCGCAGCCUCCCUUGGAAGUAAUUGGCAUCGGGUGUUCCAUCGGCGCCGCCAUUCUCUGGACAUACAUCGAGUUAUUCACCGACUCUGAUUUCAGCGGAUUCAUUUUCGUCGACCAAGCCCCUCUUCAAGAUCGCUCCCUUUUCGAUUCCUGGGACUCCACCAAAGCUCAUAAAGGAUGCUACGACGAAGCGACGAUGCUUGGUGCGCAGGCAGCUUGGAACAAACCUGCUAACGAGAGGCAUGCUACGCACCUGGGACUGGUAGAUGAGUGUUUAGGAUACAGACAUAAACCGCUCCCUACUGACAAAAUCUCGGAGGAGGAGAAGAAAAAAGAUAAAGAGUUCUUUACGGGGAUAAGUGCACUUUGUCCGUCGGGCGAGUGGUUGGCGAAGCUGAUUGCUGAUCAUACGAGGUAUGAUCACCGGGACGCGUGCGAGGGGAUUAGUAAGCCGGUGAUGGUCAUGGGCGGAACAAGGAGCGGGUGUUUUAGUUUGGAGGGGAUGGAGGAGGUGGUGAAGCGGGCGAAAAAGGGGGGGAAUGAGAGGGCGGAGACGAGUUGGUAUGAGAGUGGACAUUGGUUGUUUUGGGAGGAGGCGGAGAGGUUCAAUGGGGAGGUGUUGGAGUUUGCAAAGAGGUGUUGGAGUGAGUGAGUUGUGGUUGAUCGGGGAGUCAGGAUGGAGAAAAUGGAUGGUGAUUAAUGGGGAUGGAGCUGAACGAGAGGUGGUUAGGGGCGAGUUGGACAUGAAAGGCGAUGAGUUGAGGUGACUGGUCCGGUCCUAUAUACAUACAAUCGAGAAGAGAUUCGUUCCGCUAAAUAUUACAAAGACCUCCAUCAUCAACCGUCAAUAACACUCCUCGCCCAAAUUUUGCGAGCAGCAGCCCUCCAGCGCAAGCCUCCGUACCUCCCCUAUUGCCUUCCUCACCCCACCACCACCACCCGACUCCAACUCCAAAACUGCCUGUCUCGUAUCCUCCAUUCCAAGGCCCGAAAAAGACACAAUGAUUUGCCUUAUGGUCACAAUCUCCAUGGCCACAUCCCUCGCUUUCUUCCCCAUCUUCUCCUUCGCCUCCCUCCCAAAGUCCGGAUACUGCAGGUCCACCUGCACCUCAAGCUCAGAAUGUUGCUCAUGUCCACUACUAUGCCUCCACAAC